AUGAGUCGCAGUCGCAGCCGUUCUCCCCAUUCCGCGCUGGAAUCCUAUGAGUCCUGGCUGACGGCGCGCGGCGUGUGGUGGGAUGAUCGCUUACGGCUGCAACACCUGGGAGCCAGUGGCUGGGGCUUGACCUGCAGCAAGCGUAUUGAAAAAGGCGAAAAGGUCAUCCGUGUCCCACGAGCAGCUGCCCUGACCAGCAGCACAGCUGUGGAUGGCCAAUCGGCUGAAGAGUUGUUGCAGCCCUUGGAAGACCUGGCGAAAUUUGAUGAAACGCGAGAUUCGCAGCUGCCACUGGUGAUCUCUUUCCUGCUGGCAGACGCUUCCUGGCGACCCAAGCUCCGCGUGACGCCCUCCCGGCUGGAGCUCCCUUGGUCCUGGCCUUCGCCGGCGCUGGAGGGAACCGAGCUACAGCUGGUGGUGGCGGCCAAGCGGCGGCGCCUGGCGUGGGAGCUGCAACGCCUGGAGACGGUGAUGCCCGGGAGGAUCACCUUGGAUCAGUACACCAGUGCCUGUGCUGUGAUCAUGUCGCGCAUUCAGCCCUGGUGGGGUGGCAGCUUGGUUCCCUUCGUCGACCAGGCCAACCACAGCAAGGAGCCGCAUCUGGAGUUUCGGCUUUCGAAAGGGCAGGUAGAAGGCCGGGCUUUGAGGGUCAUUGAGCCCGGGGAGGUAUUCCAAUCCUAUGGGAACCUCUCAACGGCAGAUUCCUUGUACAGAUAUGGUUUCGCCUCAGCAGCCACCAGAGCCUCUGAGAUCCGGGUCUCCUUUGAGGAUGUGGUGACCGUGACCCUCUCUGACCUGGCAGCGGUGGAUAACGUGUUCCUGGCCAGAGCUCAAAAGCUGAAGACCUUGGAGUUCUUGGAUGAAAGUCCUUGGGAUGGCGUGGAGGAGCUGGGUCUGGAGCUCUCAUUGAGUCGUCGGCCCAAGUUGGCCGCGGGCGGAAUCAAAGGCCUCCGACGCCUCUGGGUGCUCUGUCGCUGCAUGGCUCUCGAGGAGGCACAGUGGCAGGCAGCCCUCACAGGACCGAAGCCCAGGGAGGCGUUGGGGGCCUUGGGGGUGGCGGCAGAACCAGGUGUUGGUUGGGAACCAGGCGCCUCAGCCCUGCAACUGUCCCUCCGCAGUCUCGAAGUCCGCAGCCGGCGCCUCGGGAGCCUGGAGGACGAGGUGCGCCGCUACGACGCAGCCGUGGCUGCGCAGGUGGAAGGCAUCCAGCUGGGACUGCAGAGGCUGCGGGUGGUGGAAGCCAAACUCUUGCAGCGAGUUGUGAGUGACUGGCUGGCUAUGUUCGUGGAAAGCUGCAAGAGCUCCAGGGUCCUGCAGGAUAAAACGAGACCAGCCAUGAAGAUGCUGGAGCUGUUCUUGCAGCCCUUCCUUUUUUGGGAACUGGGCAGCUUGGAUUUCAACUGCUUGAUGUCGAAGGUGAAGAACUUUGUGAUCUUGUCAAUUGUCUUGGAGGAUGCCAGGGAGCAUGGCAAGGCAUCUUCGGACCCAUCCUGGGCGCAGGUGUGGCCCUGCUGCGCGGCGCUGGCGCAACAUGUAGCGACGCACCCGGAGCUGGUUCGGCGGCGCCGGGUCUUCGAGCUGGGCGCUGGCUUGGGCGUGCCGAGCAUCGCAGCCGCCCUGGCGGGAGCUCGAGAUGUUCUGCUGCUGGACCGAGAGCCCUUGGCUCUGCACUGUGCGGCCUCAACGGCUGCGGUGCACAAUCUACCAGUUGCCUCCGUGAAUGACGAAAGCGCUGCAGAUAACGCCGUACGUGCAGCCGUCUAUGAUUGGGCGGAACCGCAGAACUUCAACGUGCGAGCUGAGGUGGUCCUGGCCUCGGAAGUGCUCUACGACUGCCGCGAGGCGCAGGACGUGGCCGUGGCCGCGCUGCGGCUCAUGGGCGGUGGACAGGGCCGGGUGCUCAUUGCGGACCCCAGGAGCUCGGCAGUCAUCGUUGCUGGGUAG
Messenger RNA from Cladocopium goreaui, 1944 nucleotides. NCBI's taxonomy places the organism in Eukaryota, Dinophyceae, Suessiales, Symbiodiniaceae. The record is from the annotation of a GenBank genome assembly.